AUGGAAUGUGACACAAACGCAGAAAAAGAGAACGAAUAUGUUACAAUAUCUGAGCUGGACAAUAUUAUUACCAAAGAGAUAACCUCAUUGAAGAGUCUGGUGAUGGAAAACACGAAAGUGAUGAUUAUGGAAGAAAUGAAAGUAUUGAAAGAGGACGUCUUCAGGGAAAUUAGCAAUGAGUUUUUUAUCCAGGACAAAAUAAAAGAAGAAAUCAAGAUGACCGUUUCACUGAAAGUCAAAUCGUUUGAAUAUGAAAUGACACAGAAAAUGGUUCUCUUCACAGAUCAUUUACUAGGGCACCGUUGGGACCAAUUAUGGAAAACUCCUAAAGAUGAAUCUCUGGGCUCUACAUUUCUGAAAGAAAUUCUAGACAGGCAUAUUUCUCAGUGUAAGGUCGUUUUAAUUCGUCCUUCAAACACUGCAAGAGCUCAUUCAACUCAAAGUCAUGUUUUAUCUGUAAAUGAGACAUAUACUAGACUUAUCCCUAGAGAAAUUGAAUCAAUUCCGAAGUCAAGCACAUCAUCUUUCAUUGAUGAAGAAAACGCUGUAUCCCCUAACUCAAUGGAUAUAAUUUCAGAGCCCUUGGAGAUGCCAACUAAUCAAAUGCAACCUAGUUAUGAUAUUGUCGACAGUAAUUUCAAGGUCUCCAAUCAGGUCGAACUGACUACAGAGAAGAAAAACUCUGCACAUAUUUCACGGCCAUUUAAGACCUUGAGAAGCUAUCCAAGAAGACACUUAGCUAAAAAAGAGACUGAUGUCCUUAAUUUAAUUGAUGAUUCUAACUUCAUGGUGAAAUAUAUUAAUGAUGAGAUAGGAAAUGGUGUAUUUGCAAGGAAGAAGUUCUCUAAAGGUGAACCUUUGCUGGAAUACAAAGGCAAAUUGAGGGAAGGUCCAUUCCUUGAAGACGAGGAUGAUACCUAUUUCUUUGAAUUUAAUUUCAAUGGCAAAUUGAAGAUAAUAGACGCAUCUGUAGACGAUGGAAGCCUUGGCAGAUUAAUUAAUGACGAGCAUUGCCAUCCUAAUAUUUUUCCAAAACUCGUUGAAAAAGGCGAAAAACAACACAUCAUAUUCAAAGCAAAGAAGGAUAUAGAGGUAGAGGACGAAAUUCGAUUUAAUUAUGGUGGAGAAUCGUUUCAACCUGGACACCCUCAUGGUUUCGGAAUGGAAGCUCCUGAACAGAUUGACUGA
Molecule: messenger RNA, 1188 nt
Organism: Saccostrea echinata
Lineage: Eukaryota; Metazoa; Mollusca; Bivalvia; Ostreida; Ostreidae
Exons: 5
Coding region: 1-1188 (395 amino acids)
Molecular function (GO): protein binding
Source: RefSeq, a predicted model, not a curated record